CUCUUGAGAAACUCCUAUCUUGAAGACACAAGAUAAACAAAAGGGAGCUGAAUUGUCAGUUACCUCAGAGCAUUUUCUGUCAACAAAACCCAACAUUAUUUACUCCUACCCAACGACAACACAACAUGUUACCAUCUUUAUACCAAGUACAAAAUUGAUAUUAUAUUUCCUAGCUAGAAAUUAAUUAAGGUGGAAGAACAAUAAUAACAGUACAAUACAAAACAAUGGAGGUUGGAGUUGGGCUUGAGAGAGUUGUAGGAAGAUCAUCAACAAGUGAGAGAUUUGAAAUUAGUCCCGCGAAAUUAGCAUCAAAUCUCAAAAUUAGUCGUCAUAAUAGACAUGAACAACAACAUCAGCAGCAGCAGCAGCAGCAGCAGCAACAACAACAUCACCCAGUAAACAGGUCAUUGAAGAUGUUCAACAAGGUUCAAGUUGUGUAUUAUCUCACUCGAAAUGGCCACCUUGAACAUCCUCAUUUUAUCGAGGUUCCCCACUUGGCCACACAACCUCUUCGCCUCAAAGAUGUGGUAGACAGACUAACGUUACUCAGAGGGAAAGCUAUGCCUUGUCAAUAUUCAUGGUCAUGUAAAAGGAGCUAUAAGAAUGGAUAUGUAUGGAAUGACUUGACGGAGAAUGACGUCAUUUAUGCCACCGAAGGAUCCGAAUAUGUGCUCAAAGGCUCUGAACUCGUACAAGAUAGGGAUCACUAUUCUGAGAAUAGAAUUGAAGAGGCUCAAAUCAAAAGGAGGCAGCAAAGGCAACCCUGUCAAACUAAAACAAAUCAACUGGUGAUAAACAAAUCAAUUGGCAUACAUGAAGGACAAAAAGCUGUUAACAAGUAUGAACAAACUGAGAAUCACAACAACGAUGAUGAAGAAGAAGAAGAUGAAGAAGACGAAGAAAAGGGAAGCUGCAAUAGUUCAAAUGCGCCAUACCCAGCAAUGCAAAUGGAGCAAGAAGAGUCCUACUCCCUCCCUUCCACCUCUUCCACAAACUCAGACAAACAGCCAACACAAGUGGCAAAUAUACCUGCCUCCAAAGAAGUUUCUAGAAGUAUUGAGGAGGAUGGGGACCCAGUUGUUUCCACAAGCUUAGCUCGCAACAGCACAGUCCUCCUCCAACUGAUUGCAUGUGGAGGAGGUGGGACUGUUGGUCCCCAGAGUAAGAUGAAAAUCAAGGCCAAAGACAAAAACAAAGACAAAGAAAAAGCUAAUAACUUCAACUUCAGCAUGAAGAAUACUUUUAUCCCAUGCUUGAAACACCAACUGAGUACAAGAAAUAAUGCGAUUCCUCAACGUGUUAAACCAGUAGAACGACAACCACCCUGCAGCAACUACUGCAAGGCAGGGGAUCAUGAUCAUGAUGAUCGAGUAGUAGUGAGUAAGGAAUAUGAAGAUGAAGAUAUGAUGAUGGUAAGGUACAUGUCUGAGAAUCCUCGGUUUGGUAAUUUGCAAUCACAAGAUAAGGAAUACUUCAGUGGAACUAUAGUUGAGGCUAUGAGUACUCAUCAUCUGCACACUCAUUCCUCAUCCUCCUGCAGUAGUCAUCUUCACCCUCCUGUGUUUACCAAGUCUUCCUCCUAUAAUGAGCAAAGGAGCUCCAAGGCUGGGCUACAAGCAGAAGCAGAAGCAGCAUCAAGUGUAGUGGACAUGGAUGAUGAGAAAGAAGACGCCAAAGUGAAAGGGAUUAUCAAGUUAUGUAUGCCUCGAAAGAAAAGCUUUUCUUCCACUUCCACCAAACAUAGCUAAUAAGUUAUGAUCGAUGAGCUUAGAAAUCUCCCCCUCCCUUGUCCAACGUUAGUCCCUUAAGACAGUGUUGCAGCCUAGCAGGUUGAAGUAUACUAAAAGCAUUGUUUUACUCUAUAAUAGAGUGAUAGAUUUUUCUACACUUAAAUGAAAAUUGUUGGUUAGUGGGAUUAA
Spinacia oleracea (spinach) is the source of this 1919-nucleotide messenger RNA. Its product is annotated as protein SOSEKI 2. The record is from RefSeq and is a predicted model, not a curated record. The transcript has 5 exons. NCBI's taxonomy places the organism in Eukaryota, Viridiplantae, Streptophyta, Magnoliopsida, Caryophyllales, Amaranthaceae. Bases 225 to 1748 code for a protein of 507 amino acids.